UACUUUUUUUAUGUUGCAGACGAGACGCUGGUAAAGAAACCUAUCAACGUUUCAUUACGUUUUCCUUCUUGCUCGCAAAAUGGUCAACGAUUAAGAUUGAUCAUCCUAAUUGCAAAUGGGCUAUGUCUGAACUAGUGAGACUGCUGUCGUCUUCUCCCAUACCGCCAGUUGACCGCUCGUCCUCCACCAACAAGUCUACGGGGAUGGCCUCUGUACCACUACUGCAGCCUACUAGCAACACAACCCAAGGUCAGAGAAUGCCCUGCACAUUAUAUGGCUGCUAUCGUGUCUACACGGACACAGACAGCUUGGCCAAACACAUCAAGGACCAUCAGAAUCACGUCCCCACGCAGUCCCUCCCAGGUAAAGUGUUCCUCUGCUCCUCUAUCGGCUGCAGCGGCUCCUUUCCCAGCAUGCAGCAUCUGAUGGAACAUAUGAGACAGCACCACAAACCCAACACGUACUUCCUGUGUCAGAGCUGUCGGUCCAAGCUGCGUUCCUACCGCGCCCUCCUCAAACACCUCCACACCUGCGCUAAGGUAGCCAAGAGCAAGGCCAAGGCUGGCGAACAGGCAGAGGUCAAGCCUGACCCCGAUGCUGCUGUUCCCAUGGCUACAGACCAGGAGACCCCACAGCAGCAGGAACCCAUGGAGUCGGAACCCUCCCACCUUGUCCCUGGGUCCACUGGGUCUGACAAUCUCUCUGCCCUGGCUCCCUCCCCCUACCAGCCCCCAGAGGAUGGAUCUCUCCUCGGCCUGGACCUCAACUCGGCCCUGCUCCCUGGGGCUUUCUCCAUCCAGGAGGGAGGUGGUGGGGGAUUGUCAGCCACCCAGCCCCCAAGCCUCRCAGACCAGCUCCCCGAGGGAUCCUAUGGUUCCUUUUCACAGUACCUUAAAUCUCCACUGGAAGUUUCUGGACCGGAGCAGCAACAGCAGAGGCCUCCCAGGCCCGUCCCUUCUGCUCUACCUUCCUCUCCGCCACCCCAGACCUCCGCCCCGCCCGGUUCGAACGCUCGCUGGAGGAAGAACCAAGGUCAGUCCUUCAACGGCCAUCUAUGGAAACACACCAGGGGGCGCUACAGCUGUGUCCAGUGUGGCCACUCCCCCAACAGGAAGGAGAUGACUGCCCACAUCAAGGGCAAACACAAGAGCCCUGCUGCAAAGCCUGGUAACGACACAGGUACCACUGUCUAUUAUAGCCUCUUGUCUAGUAAAUCCCACUGUCUAUUAUAG
Molecule: messenger RNA, 1232 nt
Organism: Salvelinus sp. IW2-2015
Lineage: Eukaryota; Metazoa; Chordata; Actinopteri; Salmoniformes; Salmonidae
Gene: znf414
Product: zinc finger protein 414
Source: RefSeq, a predicted model, not a curated record